Messenger RNA from Candidozyma auris, 1734 nucleotides. RefSeq lists its product as uncharacterized. The transcript has a single exon. The record is from RefSeq and is a predicted model, not a curated record. The coding region runs from base 1 to 1734 and encodes 577 amino acids. Lineage: Eukaryota; Fungi; Ascomycota; Pichiomycetes; Serinales; Metschnikowiaceae.
AUGAACUCAGUACUCGAAUUCUCCUCAGCUGGGGAAAGACGACAGUCUUCCUUCUUCCCCAGCACUGGAAACGGUGCUCAAGCUCACUUUGAUGUGUUUCUGUCGCCAAAUAGCCACAAUGUUUUCGAGAAUGCGGACAACUAUUUCGAAAACGAAAAGUACCACGCUGGGCUCCAGCUGCCUCGGAAUUUUUCCUUUGACAGCGUCUUCGGCGCUUCAAUUGCGCCCCAUAGCGGCGCUCCCGGAUUGUUUGACCAUCACGGUGAAACGGGCCGUGCUGCUCCGUCGAUCUUGUCGCCAGACGUGAAAAUGUCGUCCAAUUUGCUUGACACUCCUUUCCACGACUCGUUCACGGCACCCUUCUCAACUACAGUAACGCCCAGAUCGUCAGUUGCACCGAAAGAGUUGCCUGAUGCUUUAAACCUUCGCAACAGGGACUUCAUUCGUGAGCACUUUAGUAGAGACCAGGUGAACAGAGAAUAUACUUUCAGGGACCCCAGUCCUCUUGGAGGACGCUCGUCGUUUUCUCUGGCUGGGUCUUUGGGCCUGAUGGACGUGAACAAGCUCAAUCAGCUGAUGCACAGCUUGUACUUGGGAGACCUCUUUAAAGACUCAGCGGAUCCAGUCGUUCCAAAGAGAUCGUCAAUCUGGGGGUCUGCUGGAAGCCGAAUCUUGCCUCAGAAUCAGCAGACCCAAAUUUAUCUGCAACAGGCAAGCACCUACCCGAACACACAGCUCCAAAACCAACAACACAACAACCAACAACAUCACCAGUUUCAAAAGCAGCAGCAGCAGACUCAGCCAUACUUGAAUCAGCAAUAUCAUACUCCGAGCUUUCUAAACGAGGGCUACCAAAACCAAGGUCACCAGAUUCUCCUGAACCAACGUACUCAAAGCUUUCAGAGCCAUCAAGGACAGCAGAUUCCCAAUAAUUUGCAGAACUACGGCCAUAGGCAAAGCUUCGGCAACUUCAAUGGCAACUUCAAUAGCAACUUCAAUAGCAACGUUAAUGUGAGCCCACCAAUGUCUUUGGAGUCCAUACAUGCUGUGCCACCGACUUCAAGACAGAGGCACCCUUCGUACAAGUUGCCCCCUACGAUGCCAGAGUAUCUGGUGCCUGCUGUGUCUGCAGUAGACAGAUCGAAGCGCAAUUUCUAUUCAGAGAAGCUUCACACUCCUACUUUUGUUCCGACAGAUCACAAACCACAGUCUUUGACGAACGCUGAACAUCCAGUUGAACAAGCAGAGAAGCGCCCUGCAAGCAGAAAGCCUCUGGAAAGCUCGGUGAAGAAUACGAACAAAAGAAAAAAACCAACGUUAUCGGCAGAGAUCGUCGUGAACUUCGGAAACCUUGAGAAGCAGCCCUUGUCCGCCAUUCCUGAGGUGAGCUUAAGCCGCAACAAUUGCUUGGGCAAGGAGUGUAGUAGGUAUAUUCUUGAAAGUUGCUCCCUUAAGGACUAUCCUGAGGACUUCUGCUCUACAUUCUACAAGAGAAACAAGCACGGUUACAUGUUCAUCCGGGAGCUGUCGAACUCGCUUAAGGUGAACAACAGCGGGCCCAAAUCGUGGGUGACGAUCAAGGUGAAGUUGGGAGCUUCAGAGCAACAAAAGUUGAAGGUGGAUGUGAAAAGACUCCCUGUGUGGAAACCCAUUAACCUCAACCAGCCCAACACUCUGAGAAAGGCAAUCAAGAGACGCAAGCCGCUCAAGAAACCAAUGAACCGCAGGCGGUGA